This is a messenger RNA of Chironomus riparius, 1103 nucleotides long. The record is from the annotation of a GenBank genome assembly. NCBI's taxonomy places the organism in Eukaryota, Metazoa, Arthropoda, Insecta, Diptera, Chironomidae.
GUGUCUUAGAUAAAUAAUUCCCAAAGUUAAAUUUUCUAUAAUUAACCAGUUUUUAAGCAGUUUCUAAGCAUAUAAAAUGUCUGAAAGAAAAGUUUUAAACAAGUACUAUCCACCGGAUUUCGAUCCAUCGAAGAUUCCUCGUUGUAAACUACCAAAAAAUCGACAAUACACUGUUCGAUUGAUGGCACCGUUUAAUAUGAGAUGUGCAACUUGCGGUGAAUAUAUUUACAAAGGAAAGAAGUUUAAUGCUCGAAAAGAAGAUGUUGAGAAUGAGACGUAUUUAGGAAUCAGAAUUUAUCGCUUUUAUAUCAAAUGUACGCGUUGCCUACAAGAAAUUUCAUUCAAGACAGAUCCACAAAAUACAGAUUAUGAGAUUGAAGCAGGCGCAACUCGUAAUUUUAUGGCACUUAAGCUAGCUGAAGAGCAAGCAUUAAGGGAAUUACAAGAAGCAAAAGAGGAAGAAGCCAAUAAUCCAAUGAAACUUUUAGAAAACCGAACAGAACAAUCAAGGAAUGAAAUUGAACUGCUUGAAUCCUUAGAAGAGCUAAAAGACUUGAAUCAAAGGCACGAAAAUAUCGACUAUGAAGCUCUUCUACAUCAAUACAAUCCAAAAGAAACAGUCCAGCAACGAGAAGAGCGACUAGCUAAAUUAGACGAAGAAUAUAUUAAAACUGUCAAAUUUCGAGGCAAUGGAAGCGGUUCAAAGCGUGUUGUUACUGAAGAAAUUAUUGAAGAUGUUAAGGAUGAAGUGGAAGUAACAAAGAAGAAACCGAAAAUUGAGAGUUUUGCUCCUAAACUUCAGAAAUCAGUUAACACUAAGAAACCGUUAGUUCUCGUCAAGAAAAAGGAACCUGCAGCAUCAACUACAUUAAAAGUAUCGAAUCCAGUAACCAUUAGCAAUGAAGCAUCUACAGAUAACUCGAAUGAAACAUCAAAAGUAAUUGUAGAGCAGAAAAGCAAUACCAAACCGUCGGGACUUUCACUUCUUUGCGACUACAGUGACUCAAACUCUGAUGAAAAUGAUGAUUGAAGUAAGUUUUAAGAACUUUUUUAAUUAAGACGUUUUAUAUUCCCUUAUAACUGAAAUAAAUAUUAAAUCCAGU